Messenger RNA from Musa acuminata AAA Group (dessert banana), 384 nucleotides. RefSeq names its product auxin-responsive protein SAUR78-like. The transcript has a single exon. Gene Ontology annotation, biological process: response to auxin. The record is from RefSeq and is a predicted model, not a curated record. The coding region runs from base 1 to 384 and encodes 127 amino acids. Lineage: Eukaryota; Viridiplantae; Streptophyta; Magnoliopsida; Zingiberales; Musaceae.
AUGGCCGGGAAGCUGCUACGGAAGCUUAAGGACAUGCUCAAGCACCGGCCGCACUCCUCUCAUCACCGUCCCGCAGCCGCUGGCCCCUCGAGCGACGCCGCGUGCCGGGUGGCCUCCGUGGAUGGCGGCGACAAGCAGGGUGACGGGCUCCACCUGGUCUACGUAGGUAAGUCGCGAAGGCGGUACCUCAUUAGCUCCGACGUGAUCGACCACCCUCUCUUCCAGAUCAUCGCCCAGCGUCACGCAGACGGUGACAGCAGCGGCGGCGCCGGCACAGUGGUUGGCUGCGAGGUGGUGCUGUUCGAGCACCUCCUCUGGAUGCUCGUGAACGCCGACCUGCAGCCCGAUUCUGUCGACGAGCUCGUGGAGUACUACACCUGCUGA